Protobothrops mucrosquamatus (brown spotted pit viper) is the source of this 3826-nucleotide messenger RNA. RefSeq names its product solute carrier family 17 member 5 (gene SLC17A5). NCBI's taxonomy places the organism in Eukaryota, Metazoa, Chordata, Lepidosauria, Squamata, Viperidae. Gene Ontology annotation, biological process: transmembrane transport; monoatomic anion transport. The record is from RefSeq and is a predicted model, not a curated record. The transcript has 11 exons. Gene Ontology annotation, molecular function: transmembrane transporter activity. The coding region runs from base 282 to 1730 and encodes 482 amino acids.
AAAAUGUAAGUGUAAUCGGUGAAAACAGCAGUGGAUUCAGGUUAGCGUCACUGAUGAACAGCAGCAUAUCAGUGCCAUUAGCAUUAAAAAGUGUUACGUACUAUUAGCGUUUUAUAUGGGAACAGCAAGAUCUUAUCUGUGAAGAAUAUGCUAUGUCUAAUUUAGACUGCUUGAAAAAAUAGACAGCAGCUUCCUCAAACGAAGAAGUUGCAGGAAGUUUCUGUUCUGAUUCUGGAGCAUUUCAAGAAAUCGGCACAACAGUAACUAGGAAAUGAUAAAAUAUGAAUAUGAAAACAAGAUUAGUUGCAAAAACGGAAACUUCCUUAGAUGUAAGAGUGCCAUUAUGGUGUUCUGCUCGCCUCAGUUUAGCAAUAUGGGCCUUCUUUGGAUUCUUCCUCUUGUAUGCACUUCGUGUGAAUUUAAGUGUUGCCCUCGUGGACAUGAUAGAACCAAAUAUAAGCUUGAACAAGAACAUCUCCUCAAAUGUGUGUCCAGAGCAUUCUUCCACUUCAGGAGUUCCUCAUAACACUACGGGAAAAAGCUAUUCUUGGGAUGCUGAUAUGCAAGGCUGGAUCCUUGGCUCCUUUUUCUAUGGCUACAUCAUUACUCAGGUUCCUGGGGGAUAUCUGGCACGCCGAUUUGGGGCAAAGCUGCUGCUGGGCUUUGGCAUCUUGGGUACUGCUGUUUUCACCUUGUUCACACCGUUAGCAGCAGAUUUAGGAGCUGGAUUCCUCAUAGGCGUCAGGGUUUUGGAAGGUCUGGGCGAGGGUGUAACGUUUCCAGCCAUGCAUGCCAUGUGGUCUAAUUGGGCUCCUCCAUUAGAACGCAGUAAACUCCUUAGUAUUUCAUAUGCAGGUGCACAGCUAGGAACAGUUGUCUCACUUCCGUUGUCUGGUAUAAUAUGCUAUUAUGUAGAUUGGAGUUACGUAUUCUAUAUAUUUGGUACCUUAGGUGUAUUGUGGUUCCUCUUCUGGAUAUGUAUGGUUAGUGAUACACCUGAAGCUCACAAGACUAUUUCCUCUGCUGAAAAAGAAUAUAUUCAGUCUACCCUUUCACAACAGCUUUCUACCCAAAAAUAUGUGCCUUGGAAAGCCAUGUUGAAAUCUGUUCCGGUGUGGGCCAUUGUUGUUGCACACUUUUCUUAUAAUUGGACAUUCUACACUCUCCUUACCCUGCUGCCUACAUACAUGAAGGAGAUUUUGAGAUUUGAUGUGCAGGAGAAUGGAUUCUUAUCCGCACUUCCUUAUUUUGGCUGCUGGAUUUGUAUAAUUGUGUGUGGUCAAUUUGCGGACUACUUACGGGAAAAGAAAAAUAAAUCAACAGUCUGUGUUCGCAAAACAUUUACAGUAAUAGGAAUGGUUGGGCCUGCAGUAUUCCUCAUGGCGGCUGGAUUUAUAGGUUGCAAUUAUAAACUGGCAGUUGUAUUUUUAACCAUAUCAACAACACUUGGAGGGUUUUCCACGUCAGGUUACAGUAUCAACCACUUGGAUAUUGCACCAUCCUAUGCUGGCAUCCUCCUUGGAAUCACAAAUACAUUUGGCACUAUUCCAGGAAUGGUGGGACCACUUGUUGCUAAGACUUUGACUCACAGUAACACUAUAGAAGAAUGGCGGAACGUGUUUUAUAUUGCUUCUGCCCUUAACUUAUUUGGAGCUCUUUUCUUUGCAUUGUUCAGCAGUGGAGAAGUACAAAACUGGGCACUCAAUGGUUACCAUAUACAUAGGAACUAAAGGAAUACUGGAGAGAAUGACAAAGCAUUAAAAUUACAUCACUCGGAAUGCCUUUUAUAGGGAUUUCUGUUAAACAAAGUUCCUUUCCUGGAAGACAUUUUACAUUUUUAAUAUGCUGGUUUUUAUAUGAAACUGGGAUCUAAUCCAACAGACUUAUACUUUCAUUUGGUAAAUAUAUGAAGAUGUGCCAUAUUUUAAUCUGCUAUCUACUUUCUAAAUAUUUAUGAAAUCAAUGGAAUAUGAGUGAUUGUUAAAAUACCAGUAAGUAGUAAUUAAGGAAUAAUGUAUAAAAAGAAGAAAUGCAGAAUGUUUUUUGUGUUGCCUUAAGAGUAUUAGCAUUAUUACUAUUUUACCUGUAUUUUUCAUGUAUUAAUUUAAACAAAUGGAAAUUAAAUGUUCUUUUAAAAUGUAUGUGUUUCCCUAUAAAUAUGUUAUGAAUUUUCCACAAAUCAAGGAAGCCACAUCCUGAUGAUUGAGGAAUAUAAGCCCAAAUCCUCAGCUGCCUUCUAUCAGAAAAGUUUGAAAGCAUGGCAUCUCACUUUCAUCUCUUUCUUACUUCAAUUCCAGUAUUAAAAUUGAAAAGCAACCCCCUUUAUCCAAAUAAAGAUGAUCAUAGAAGCAUACUAAUAUUUGUGGGCAGCAACUGGCAUAAAGAUGUUUAACUGGCUACUUGUUGAUCCUCAGUUAUAAUCACUCGGGCUCUUCUCAGAGAUUUGAUGUGGCCAUGUACCAUUAGAAACUUUUAGCCUACUGUUAAUACCUCUCCAUUGUAAUAAGCUCAAUGUCAAUUUGUAUUACCAUAUCAUCCAAAACAUCUGUACAGCAGGUAUUAUAUCCCACCUUUUUCAUAGAAUCAGUUCUCUCAAACUGGGUUUUGGAGAUUAGUGCACUAGGAGGAGACUUCCCUGCACCUAUCUCUUAAGAGAUCUAGAAAUAUCAGGAACUCCUAACUUCUUAGAGAGAAAAAUAUUAGGAAUGGUAGAUAACUUAAUCUAUAUACAUAAUAUUGUGGGAUUAACUAAUCAAAUUUAGUAAUGAGUAACUAUGCACACAAUUGUAUAAGGAAAAUCAAAACUGGAAUAAAAUCCAAAACAAGGGAUGGUUUGUACAGGCUUCCUUUGUGUGACAUUGGGAGUUGAAAUGAUGUAGUAGACUAUAAAGCUUGAGAUUGAAACCAUAUACUUCAAUUUCAAGAUUCAAGUAUUACGAAAAGUAAAAUAUUUUUAAAGGUGAAUAAAGAUCUUGUGAAGCUUUCCAAAACUAACAUAAAUCUGAGAGAAGAUAUACAUUGCUGGGUUUUGGUCUUUCCACAGCAAAACAUCACUGAUAGUUUUGUUGUGCAUAAUUUCAGGGAACCCGGUUGAUUUCAUUUCUAAGAAGUGGCAGUUACUGGUUUUCUACCUUACCAUAGAUUUGAAAAGUCAUUGAAAUAUUUUAGUAAUAUCUUGUUUGUUCUGUUCUAUUGUUUUAGAAUAAUUACCAAUAUUGGCAGUGAAGCUGGUGCUUUUUGCAGAGUUAGUAAUAUGAACCCUACAACUGUUAAUAGGAGGUGGGGAUUUUCUCACUUUUAAGGAGCUAUACCAUGGUACAAAAUACUUCCAACCAAUCACUCAGCCUUCCCUCAUCUCUUGCCUCCUGAUAACUUGGACUUUAGUUGUCCUAAUUCUUUGUAGCAUAGCCUUGGGAGAUGAUAAAGAGGGUGGUCAUCUCCUUGAAGGCACCAUUAGAGAAGACUGGUCUUGCUUUUACAAGUCAACAGAGGGAGUUUUGUGACCCAGAAAUGGUCUACUACCCACAUUUUUUUGAUAUCCUUCUUUUGUAAAUAACCAUUUUUAAAAGACUUGGGAAGAGAAACAAUGUAAAAUAAACUUCUCAAUAGUGCCAAUUUGUGCCUACUCAAGAAAUAAGUCAUGGAGGAAUUUUCAACUUGCAUGGACUACAGCUAUCAGGACAUCAUUCAAAUGCAUUGCCUUUUUCACCUACAACGUAUCAUCUGCACCUAAUGUGAUACUGUUCAUAUGAUUGGUUCCAUUGAUUUUUUUCUGCAAAUUGACUGUAAGUUUACUUUGUUCUUUGAUUAAAUAUUUCCCCCAUUG